Molecule: messenger RNA, 648 nt
Organism: Phalaenopsis equestris
Lineage: Eukaryota; Viridiplantae; Streptophyta; Magnoliopsida; Asparagales; Orchidaceae
Exons: 1
Coding region: 142-648 (168 amino acids)
Source: RefSeq, a predicted model, not a curated record
AAUACUAAACCAACCCAAAUCUAGAGCCAGCCGGGCCGGCAACUCCCAACCUUAUCUGUAUUCCGCGUCCACCAGAUCCGAACCCUAAUCUCUAACACAAGCUUUCAUCACCGGCGCAUUGCUCGUUUCAAAGCUACGGUGAUGACUGCCGAUAAGAGAUCGCUGACAUGGGAGGAUCGUAUCGAAACCCUAACCCACCUCCUCAUCCACCCAACGAAAACCCCUUCACUCCACUCCCAGCUAUUCGUCGCCGCUCGAUUCCCCUGCUUCCUCCGCUGGGACUAUCCUCCCUUCCUCUGCGAACCCGACGCUCCGGAAACUCUCCGAUGGUCCACCGCUCUUUUCUUACGUCGGGUAACUGGCUUCGAACGACCGACUGCUUCAUGGCGGAGCAAGUGCCCGUUUCAGAUUCCGCCGCCAAUGGUGCUCUCCUGCGCAGAAGAACCUGCGCCGGCGAGAUGGGAGCCGGAGGUGCUUCGAGAGCGUCUCCGGCGGCGACUCCGGCGGGGGGGGAUGCGGCGCCUCCGGCGGGGGCGGUUGGGGUUGAGAGUGCCGCCGCUGCUUGUUGUCGCUGUUCCAAAUCUUGUGCUCUUGCUAUUUCUGUUCUGUGAUCCCAACUGGGCUCAACGCCGGGACAAUUGGGCAUGA